UCCCCCCCCCCCCCCUCCCGCAACUCCCCCAAAAUAGAAAAAAAAAAAAAAAAAAGUCUCCCUGCCUUGUUUCUUUCUCCUAUCGAUCUUCAGCAUCUGUUUUCAACUUCCCAUCUAUUUUGCUUUCCUAGCGAUGCGAGGCCAUGAUCGGAUUAACACCUGUCUUCCGGACGAGCUCAUCGUUGAGAUCUUCCGCCGCCUUGAUUCCAAGUCCUCCCGCGAUGCCUGCUCCCUCGCCUGCAAGCGCUGGCUCCGCCUUGAGCGCCUCAGCCGAGCAACUAUCCGGAUCGGUGCUACCGGUUCGCCCGACCUAUUCGUCAGCCUCCUGGCAAGCCGUUUCUCCGAUGUCAAGAAUAUCCACAUUGAUGAACGCUUGUCGAUUUCUCUGCCUGUUCAGCUCGGGAGGAGGCGGGCAACCGAUAAUUCUACGGUUUCAUCGCUUAAGCUGCGUUUUGUGACUGAAAAAAGUGGAAGUGAGGAUAGCGACUUUGAUUCGAUAUGUUUAUCAGAUGCUGGGUUGGCCGCUCUAGGUAAAGGCUUUCCGAAGCUGGAGAAGUUGAGCUUAAUCUGGUGUUCUAAUGUCUCCAGUGAGGGAUUAAUAUCCCUAGCUCAUAAGUGUAGUUGCCUGAAAGCGUUGGAUUUACAGGGCUGUUAUGUUGGAGAUCAAGGUCUGGCUGCUGUUGGGCGGUGUUGCAAGCAUCUUGAAGACUUGAAUCUGCGUUUCUGCGAAGGCUUGACUGACAAGGGUUUGGUUGAAUUAGCCUUGGGCGUGAAAAAAUCCUUAAAAUCUCUGGGUGUGGCAGCUUGUGCCAAAAUAACUGACAUCUCAAUGGAAGCAGUAGGAACACACUGUAGAUCCCUUGAGACAUUGUCGUUGGACUCUGAGUACAUCAACAAUAAAGGGGUGCUUGCUGUGGCUGAAGGAUGUCCCCAUUUGAAAGUUCUGAAGCUGCAAUGCAUCUAUGUCACAGAUGAUGCUUUGAACGCUGUAGGAAAUCGUUGUCUGUCUUUGGAUUUAUUAGCUCUCUAUAGUUUUCAGAAAUUUACUGAUAAGGGUUUAGGUGCAAUUGGGAGCGGAUGUAAGAAGUUGAAGAACUUGACUUUAAGCGAUUGCUAUUUCCUUAGUGAUAAGGGUUUGGAAGCAAUUGCUGCCGGUUGUCAGGAACUUACACAUCUUGAAGUCAAUGGGUGCCACAACAUUGGAACUAUGGGAAUAGAAUCAAUUGGAAAAUCUUGCCAUAAUCUCACUGAGUUGGCAUUGCUUUACUGCCAAAGGAUUGGUAAUGAUGCCCUUCUUGAGGUUGGGCAGGGCUGCAAAUUCUUGCAAGCUCUUCACUUGGUAGAUUGCUCGAGCAUUGGAGAUGCAGCCAUGUGUGGUAUAGCUAGUGGUUGCGGGAAUUUAGAGAAGCUACAUAUCCGUCGAUGUUAUGAGAUUGGGAACAGGGGAAUCAUUGCUGUUGGUCAGCAUUGCAAGUUUCUAACAGAUCUUAGCAUUCGAUUUUGUGACAGGGUGGGGGAUGAGGCCCUUAUUGCAAUAGCUGAGGGCUGUUCCCUUCAUAAUCUGAAUGUUAGUGGUUGCGUUCAAAUUGGAGAUGCUGGAGUAAUAGCUAUUGCAAGAGGGUGCCCUCAACUUUGUUAUUUAGAUGUGAGUGUGCUACAGGAUUUGAGUGACAUGUCAAUGGCUGAGUUGGGGGAGCACUGUCCAAUGCUGAAGGAAAUAGUGCUCUCACACUGCCGUCAAAUAACAGAUGCUGGUAUUUCCCAUCUGGUGAGAAAUUGCACCAAGCUGGAGUCCUGCCACUUGGUUUAUUGCCCUGCCAUAACUUCAGUUGGAGUGGCCACUGUGGUUUCCAGCUGUCCUAACAUAAAGAAGGUGCUGGUUGAGAAGUGGAAGGUUAGCCAGCGGACCGAGCGUCGUGCACGCUCUGUCAUUUCCUACCUCUGUGUCGAGCUCUAGACAUUUCACACCUUCUCCGCUGUCUCUUGUACAUUCCAUAGCUAGCGAUAUGUAUAUGUAUCUUCCUGACAUGAAAAGCUGUUGCCCCUUGGCGGUUUGAGCUUAUGUCUUGGCUUUCAAUUAGGUUGUAUGAAAAUUGCAGUGCCUGGUUGGUUGCCUUUGAUAAAUAAGUGUUCAUAUCUGUAGAUAUAGUAGCCACAACUCACUAGAUUAUUAUCACAGACAAAUCUUGUUAUGGAGAUGAAAGAUUUGCUUCUAUCA
Messenger RNA from Prosopis cineraria, 2218 nucleotides. Its product is annotated as F-box/LRR-repeat protein 4. Gene Ontology annotation, molecular function: protein binding. The transcript is spliced from 8 exons. Gene Ontology annotation, cellular component: SCF ubiquitin ligase complex. Gene Ontology annotation, biological process: SCF-dependent proteasomal ubiquitin-dependent protein catabolic process. NCBI's taxonomy places the organism in Eukaryota, Viridiplantae, Streptophyta, Magnoliopsida, Fabales, Fabaceae. Bases 134 to 1957 code for a protein of 607 amino acids. The record is from RefSeq and is a predicted model, not a curated record.